This is a messenger RNA of Cylicocyclus nassatus, 303 nucleotides long. NCBI's taxonomy places the organism in Eukaryota, Metazoa, Nematoda, Chromadorea, Rhabditida, Strongylidae. The record is from the annotation of a GenBank genome assembly.
AUGUGUGGACUUAAUUGCAUGCCUGUAAUCAGACGAACCUCUGGCACGGAAGUCACGACUGCUUCUUUCGAGGAAAUCCGAAGCGGAACAAAUGCUGGACAAUGGAACAACAAAAGGCUUGCCCAAUUUGUGAUCAACAAAAGCUCAAAUCAAUCAAGAUCAAAAAAUGCUGCCGACCUCGACUGUCAUCAUUUCGUUCGCAGAUGUGCUGUCCUACGUCGCUGCUCCGGAAAGGAACAUUAUAAAUGGACUUCUCACAAUCACUCCAGUUUCUGCAACAUUAAAAUUGCAAGACUUCCGUGA